AUGGCUCGCAAGGCGCGACAGAGAAUCAGUUAUGUGCUCCCGCUCGCCAACUCGGCCGGAGGACAUCGGCUCGGCGUCAAUGGCCUCGCAGUCGACCCGACCCAUUCGCUGCUCUAUUCCGGUGGCAGGGACGGAAUGAUAUGUGCCUGGGAUACACACCUCGAUCUCCAGAACGCCACGCCGCCCGAACACGAUGCGAAACUACCAGAGUCGCCCGCAUCGACCCUUCGAGCGCAGGUGCAAGCGCAUACGCACUGGAUCAACGACAUCGUGCUUGCCCAGAACAACCAAGCGCUGAUAUCCGCCUCGUCGGACGUUACUGUGAAGCUAUGGAGGCCUUUCGCGUCAGACGGCCUGCCGCCGCAGACCAUAGGCUUGCACAGCGACUACGUGAAGACGCUGGCCGUGCCAUACUCAACGCGCGACUGGGUGGCCAGUGGUGGCCUAGAUCGCUAUAUCAAUGUCUGGGACCUGAAUGGGGCAGGGCAAAAGCUCAAAAUCAAUGUGGCCGAAGAUGAGGUCAGCAGCCUGCUCAGCAAAGAGAAGGGCAGUGUCUAUGCGCUGGCGGCGACAAACUCGUUGUUGGCAAGUGGAGGGCCGGAGAGCACGGUGAGGGUGUGGGACUGCCGGACAGGCAAGCGAGUGACGAAGCUGGUCGGGCAUACAGACAACAUCAGAGACAUCCUCGUCAGCGAGGACGGCACCACCAUCAUGACUGCGAGCAGUGACAGGACGGUCAAAGUCUGGAGCACCAUCGCCGGUCGAUGCAUGUUCACAUUGACUAUGCACGAUGCCAGUGUGUGGUCGCUGUUCUCCGAUGAUCCUGAUAUGUCCGUCUUCUACUCCAGCGACAAGAACGGCCUGAUAGCCAAGACCGAUACGCGAAACACCAUCGAGCUCGAUGAAGGCCUGUCGGUCGCACUCUUCCAAGAACAUGAAGCCGUACACAAGGUCGUUGUUGGGGGCGAUUGCCUGUGGACAGCCACGAGCAGACCGAGCAUAAACCGAUGGCGCGAUAUUAACACCACGAAUGCAGAAAUUGACAUUCCAGAGGGCUACACCACACAUCACAGGCUGAGCUCGGCCACAGCACGCGCGAGAGCACCAAGCCCGCCAAUGGCGACGCCACACCGGCGGCCAUCUACGGGCAGGCGAAAGAUUCCGCUCAAGCAUGUACUCCGACUUAGCAAUACCGUUCAUUUCCCAACACUAAUCAUCCCUCCUCCCGAGCCAGAAGGCUCUCCACCGCAAAGACGAGCAACACUGGAGAGUCCGCCGGAAGGCAUCAUGCCACUACCAAUUCGAUCACAGCCAGAAUAUUCAAUCGAAGGCCAGAAUGGUCUCAUCAAGCACGUCAUGUUGAGCGACAGGAAGCGAUUAUUGACCAAGGACACUGCCGGCGAGGUGUUGAUGUGGGACCUGCUGAAGUGUGUCCCAAUACGAUCAUACGGCAAGCGACAUCUAGAAGAUGUCCAGAAUGAAGUCACCACAACCGCUGUAGUCGCCAAUUGGUGCACUGUGGAUACGCGGACGGGUAGCGUUGCUGUAAUCUUGGAGGAGAAUACCUGCUUCGACGCGGAAAUGUACGCCGACGAGUUGGAUCUUGAAGAAGGCGUGGACUAUCGAGAGGAUCAACGCAUCAACCUGGGCAAGUGGGUCCUGAGGUAUCUAUUCGACAACCUGGUCGCGGAAGAAAUCAAAAGAGACGAAGUAUUCCGGAAUCAGUUGCUCGCCAACAAAGAGCAGCAACGAUUGCAGCGUGAGAACGCGCCGACAAGCAUAGAUUUGCCACAACCCAACCUCAAUGGUUGGCACGCCGACACGAAUGGCACUCAAUCCGCAUCGACUGUACGUCCUAGCACGAAUGGUACGCGACCGCCCACCACACCCGGUUUUAACAUUGGUCUCGCGACUCCGGCGAUCACAGGGUCCCCAACAACGACAAGAGCGACGCCUCAGCUACCUCCUACGGCGGAGGAGGGCGCGGAACUGGAGCAUCGAGUCUCGUCGCAAUCGCAGCGCAAGUCCACUGAUCGAUCAAUGGACUACUUCUCGACGUCGCGUGUACCAAACACAGAUCUGACCACACCUGGUGGUACAUCACAACGUGCAGUGACACCAGGCGAAGGCCAGGAACCUCACACACCAUCAGGAGAGAACCCACCACCCGGAAAGGAAGCCGCGACGCCGGGCAAAGGUGGUGGUCUCUUCGGCAAGAAGUUCAAGAUGAACAUGUCGUUCGCAGGGAUGAGUAAGAUCGGGAGAACGACGACGAAUACCACCGACAAGCCAGCGCCUGUGGAGGAGAAGGAGAAUGAGGCCGAUCGAUCAGAUACGCAUUCCUCGAAGACAUCUAACAGUAGAGUCGUGGAUGACAAUCUACUUGGAACCGUGCAGAAGAUCCGCUUCGGCUAUGAAGACAGUUUGCAAAGCCAGAUUCAGCAGCAGCAGGCUCAUGAAAACGGUCUGCCGGUACCGAAAGCCGAGAUCGAGCUUCCAAGUGCCAUUCAGCCUAGUCCUCCCAACGAGACACCUGUGCUCAGACCACCGCCGAACACGAUAAUAUUAAUCCAGGAAGAUCGGCCUGAGGCUGGUGGAGUUGCGGAUCUCUUCGAAGGCACGGUCGGCGGCCUUGGAGAGAUGACUGACCUGGUGGAGAAGACAGCACCGAUGUGGCUCGGCGAAGUCCUUUUGCGCAACCAGAUCCCUGUCAAAGAUGUUGUUAAGAUCAGCUUUAUCCUCGAACCAUGGAUCGAUCCUGCAAGUGGACAGCCUACUCUGCCAGCCAUCGCCACCGAUGGCAAUAACCGCUUAAACGCCAACAGAAUGCUCCGCGCUAAGAAGAUUUUGGCAUACGUUGCGGAAAGAAUCGAGCCUGCGCCGAAAGACGGUGAAGAGAGGCCAAAGGCUGAAGAGUAUUUGGAGUUGUGGUGUCAGGAUCAGAUCAUCCCGCCUACGAUGACUUUGGCUAGCAUGCGAACGCACAUGUGGCGAGGAGGUCAAGAUGUCGUUCUUCAUUAUCGAGCUAAUGGCAAGAAACCUAUCUUACAUGCGCCUUUGGCGAACUCGGCUAUCCCUACGAGCAGUAAACCUGCGUCGACGAAGGGAGAUGGAGAUGCUUGA
Messenger RNA from Pseudocercospora fijiensis CIRAD86, 3123 nucleotides. RefSeq lists its product as uncharacterized. Lineage: Eukaryota; Fungi; Ascomycota; Dothideomycetes; Mycosphaerellales; Mycosphaerellaceae. The record is from RefSeq and is a predicted model, not a curated record. The transcript is spliced from 3 exons. Gene Ontology annotation, molecular function: ubiquitin binding. The coding region runs from base 1 to 3123 and encodes 1040 amino acids. Gene Ontology annotation, biological process: double-strand break repair via homologous recombination; protein deubiquitination.